Messenger RNA from Linnemannia hyalina, 1548 nucleotides. NCBI's taxonomy places the organism in Eukaryota, Fungi, Mortierellomycota, Mortierellomycetes, Mortierellales, Mortierellaceae. The record is from the annotation of a GenBank genome assembly.
AUGAAGACCACUUUCUUGCUCGCUUCUCUCGCCAUCGCCGCCGUCGCCUCUGCUGCCGGCACCACCUACCUCGAGGAGAACUUCACCGAUAGCAACUGGGAGGACCGCUGGACGGCUUCCUCAGCCAAGGACAACUUGGGCAAGUUCGCCCUCUCAUCGGGCACCUUCCAGGCAGACAAGGAGUCCGCCCAGGGUCUUCAAACAACAGAGGACCACCGCUUCUACUCCAUCUCGACCCCCUUCGCCUCUGUCGCCGACAACUCAAAGGAGGACCUCAUCAUCCAGUACACUGUUAAGCAAGAGGUCAACCAGGAGUGCGGCGGUUCCUACCUCAAGCUCCUCCCCGAGGGCUUCGACGCCGCCAAAUUCGACGGCGACUCUGAAUACGCCAUCAUGUUUGGCCCCGAUGUCUGCGGCCCCGACAACCGCGUCCACAUCAUCCUCAACUACAAGGGCAAGAACUUGCUCUCCAAGAAGCAGUACCCCGUCCCCAAGGACUCCAAGACCCACUUCUACCGUCUCACCGUCCACCCCGACCAAAAAUUCUCUCUCAUCAUCGAUGGUGAGGUCUCUGAGGACCACGUCGAGAUCGAGAAAAACUGGGAUAUCUAUGCUCCCCGCACCAUCCCCAACCCUGCCGAGACCAAGCCUGCCGACUGGGUCGAUGCCAAGCAGAUCGAGGACCCCACCCACGUCAGGCCCGCCAACUAUGACCAGAUCCCCCGCUACAUUCCUGACCCCGAGGCCACCCAGCCCGAGGACUGGGAUGUCGAGGCUGAUGGCGAUUGGGAGGCUCCUGAUAUCCAGAACCCCGAGUUUGAGGAGUUUGUCCCCCGGUUCAUCCCCAACCCUGCAUACAAGGGCGAGUGGAAGGCUUCCGAGAUCCCCAACCCCGAGUUCAAGGAGGAUACCGAGUUGGGUCACUACAAGAUUGCCGGUGCUGGUCUUGAUCUCUGGCAGGUCAAGAGCGGAUCGAUCUUUGAUGACAUUAUUGUCACGAGUGAUGCCGCCGUCGCCGACAAGUACCUCGAGAGCUGGAAGGCCAACUUCAAGACCGAGGGCGAGAUCGUCGAGGCCUUGGAUGCUCAGUUGAAGGAGAAGGAGAAGCAGGAGAAGGAGGCCGCUGCUGCUGCUGCUGCUGCCGAGACCGAGAAGAAGCCCGAGGAGAAGGAUGAGCUUGAUGAAGAAGAGGAGACCCCCGUCGCCACUGAGGCCGAAGCUGAGGCUGAGGUCAAGGAGCCCGAGACCGAGACCGAGACUGCCCCCGAGGCUGUCCCUGAGGCUGAGGUUGUCCCUGAGGCCGUUGUUGAGGAAGUCAAGGAGACCAAGGAGGCCGCCCCUAAGGUUGUCGAGGAGGUUAAGGAGACCAAGGAGGCUGAGACUGAGCCCGAGAUCGUCGCCGAGAAGAUCGUUGAGCCCGAAGUCAAGCUUGAGGUUGUUGUUGAUGAGACCAAGGAGGCCGAGAAGGAGCCUAAGGCCGCCGAGAAGGAGCCUAAGGUCGCCGAGAAGAAGGAUGAGUCUGCUGAGGCCAAGCACGACGAACUGUAA